AACGUGAGUUAUCUUUCCUUGAUCCGGAACGUAGUGCGCUUGCGUAAUUUCGUUUCAGACUUCCGGGUAGUAUAUUCAGAAAGCGUCAUUAACAACACUACGGACGACAGUGCAAAAUGCCACAGAGAUAUUGCUGUAUUUGCAGCAACCACGCGAACAAAUAUGUUGACGGUAAAAAAAUUACAAUGCACAGGUUUCCUUCAAACGAUAAAGUAAGGAAAGUGUGGAUAAAACGCUGCCAUAUGAUUCGAUCAGACUUCAACUUUAAGAAUUACGAUCAGACGAGGUUGUGUUCGGAACAUUUUGUGGGCAAAUGUGGACCAACUAAGGAACAUCCAAUACCAACUUUGUUCCCAACACGGAUAUUUAAAUUAUCAAGAAUGGAUGCUUCAGAGUCAACAUCAGAUGCUUCUGAUCAGAACAAGGAAGAAUCCAUGGAUACUAGUACUGAGAUGGAAUCCGUGCAGACGGCUGACACCAGCUUGCAUACAACUGGAGCCUCUGAAUAUACGUCUCUAGAUAUGCAUGACUAUUUCGGUAGUGAAUUCACCACUGUUACCAGUGAUUUUGUACAUGUUAACAAAUGUACACAAACUGUUUUCGCAGUGUCUCAAGAUCAAAGCGUACAGACCAACAAAAUGAGUACAGAAUUGAAAAAUAAUUUCUGCCAGACAGAUUCAAACAAGUGUGAUUUUUUAUGUCAAGCUUCAAAACCCGAUAUAGUGUUUGAGGAUAUACAGGAAUCAGAUGAGAAGAUUAUGUUUUACACAGGAAUUCCAAACAAAGGUACAUUUAAUUUACUGUUCAAUGAGAUUGUUGUCCCAUAUCACAGAACUCAAACAGAUACCGUUAAGAACUGUGGGGGGAGACCAAGAUGUCUGCGAAUAAUAGACGAGUUCCUCCUCGUGCUUAUGAGACUUCGACUUGGACUUCUCAUAGAAGAUUUGAGUGACAGAUUUCACAUCUCCAGAUCAACAUGUGCAACAAUCAUUAACACUUGGAUUGACUUUUUAUCCGUGAAUCUUUCUUUUCUCAUAUCUUGGCCUGACAAAGAAACAAAUGAUAGAACAAUGCCAGUCGAUUUUCAAAUGAAAUACCCAAACUGUCGUGCCAUUAUUGACUGUACAGAAUUUUUUACAGAAACUCCACAAUCUCUUUCAAACAAGUCCCUCAUGUUUUCACACUACAAAUCACACUCGACAUGGAAAGCACUUCUAGCAAUUAAUCCCCGAGGAGUUAUUACAUUUGUCUCAGAUUUGUGGGGUGGCAGCAUUAGUGAUAAACAAUUAUUUAAGAAAUGUGGAAUUUUAGAUUAUCUAGAGGCUGGAGAUCAAAUUAUGGUUGACAAAGGCUUUUUAAUUUCUGAUUUAACAACCCCUAAAGGUGUUGAAAUUAUCAUACCACCAUUCAAACGCAAUGGAAGAUUUAGUAGACGAGAAGUGGAGGAAACACGUCGAAUUGCAAAUUUGAGAAUUCACGUAGAAAGAGCCAAUGAGCGUGUGAAAAACUUUCGAAUUUUACAAGGAACAAUGCCUAUUACCUUGUCUAAAGUUGCUAGUAAAACUUUCAAAAUUUGUGUUGCUCUCUCAAAUCUGCAACCUCCUCUGGUUCUCAGAUGAUUGAAAUACAUUAUUCUGAGAUUCAUGUACGACUUUUCAAACAAUUUUUAGGUAAUAUUGUGUAUCAUUUUCAACCAGCAGUACAUUAUAAGUUUUCUUUGACUACAUGAAUGAAUGUCAUUUUGAGAAAUAUAUAUGUGUGUGGAUGUUAGGAAACUACUAGUAUACAAAUAUUUCCAAUGAAUUGGAUUGUGUUCUACUAUAUCAUCAUGUAUCACAGAAAGGAUGAAUCCAAUACAUGUAUAUAAUUUAAAUUGUUCAAAUGUGAUAAAUCUGCUUUUAUCAAACAAACAUUGUUUUGUUGUAUUUAUUUCAUUUGCAACAACAAGUGGGGAUCAAAUAAUUAUGUAAAAUAAUGAAAUUGAAAAUAUGUUUGUGCUUCUUUUUAAUUUGCAUUCAGUCAGUCUUUAUUAAACAGACAUUUUGAUCUUCGAACUCGAGAUGAGAACAGCUCUGGAAUUACUGCAUAUUUGUAGAAUUUCUCCAAUUUGAUAACUACUUCAUUCCAGAAUAGAUCAUGAUAAUAAAUUCUUUCAACUGAGUGGUCAAUUAAAGUCCAAACAACAAAAUCACACCAUUUUCUACCAGAUAUAGCUAACUGGCCCUGAAUUUGGUAGUAAUAAUUGUGAUUUCUUUUUAGAGUUACUUUACCAUCCAACAAUUCACAGAAGAAAUCUUUCUGUGAUGCAGCUUCUGAUGGUGAUAGAGUUCUAUAUUUGUAGGGGCAUUUUAUUUCAAGAGUUCCACAAGAUUCUUUGCAAUGUGGACAAUGGAGAAGUCCAUCUGGGCUGGUACCAAGAUACGGGUAACUUGGAUUAGUAAGGAGACCACAUUCUUCUACAUGCAGUGAAGGAUGGUGUUUUUUGGCGCGAUAUAAAUACAUGCGUCUUGCUGCAGCCUCGUGAGUAUUUCCCCAGUGGGUGGCAUCUGAUUUGAAAGAAUUGUAAUUCAUGAUGGAUUUCACUACAUUUUCUGAACCAGUUGUUUCCCUCAUUUUGCAAAUUUGUCCAAAGUUGGAACUUGUUACCCUACCAAUUCGUGCUUCAAUCCAGUGCUUGCUUUUUCUUUGCCCUUUUGUUAACUGUUGGAUAGUUUUUACAUCAUUUUCUGAAAUUGACAUUUGUUGAAAAUACUC
Ostrea edulis (European flat oyster) is the source of this 2754-nucleotide messenger RNA. RefSeq lists its product as uncharacterized. The record is from RefSeq and is a predicted model, not a curated record. NCBI's taxonomy places the organism in Eukaryota, Metazoa, Mollusca, Bivalvia, Ostreida, Ostreidae. Bases 117 to 1619 code for a protein of 500 amino acids. The transcript has 2 exons.